AUGGCGUACCAGGAAGGGGAGUCGCUUGAAUCCUGGCUCAAUAAAGCCACCCAUUCAACAAACAGACAAGAGGACUGGGAAUACAUCAUUGGGUUUUGUGAUCAAGUCAACAAGGAACUAGAAGGCCCCCAGAUUGCAAUACCACUGCUGGUCCAUAAAAUCCAGUCCCCGCAAGAAUGGGAAGCUCUUCAGGCGCUGACUGUAUUAGAGGCAUGCAUGAAGAACUGCGGGAGGCGGUUUCAUAAUGAAGUUGGCAAAUACAGAUUUUUAAAUGAGCUGAUUAAAGUUGUGUCUCCGAAGUACAUGGGGGACAGCGCUCCAGAGAAGGUGAAGACAAAGAUCGUAGAAAUGCUGUACAGUUGGACAGUCGCUUUCCCCAAUGAGGCCAAAAUAAAUGAAGCCUACCAGACAUUGAGAAGACAAGGGCUGGUGACGCAAGAUCCAGAGCUACCACUGGACAAGACAUUGAUUCCCUCUCCCCCCACGCGGCCCAAACACCCAGUGUUCGACAACGAGGACAUGGGAAAGCUUCUCGCUGAGCUUCUCCGCAGCAAAAACCCUGAAGACCUCCAGGAAGCUAACAGGUUGAUCAAAAAUAUGGUGAAAGAGGACGAGGUGCGAGUGCAAAAAGUGUCCAAGCGCAACAACACGCUGGAGGAAGUGAACAUCAACGUCAAGCUCUUGUCUGAGAUGCUCUCCCACUACGAUAAAGACUCCUCUUCAGAAUCCGACAAGGAGAUUAUGAAGGAACUGUACGAGCGCUGUGAUAAACUAAGGCGGGCUGCUUUCAAAAUGGCCACUGAGGCUGAGGAAAACGACACCAGUUUAGGCGACAUCCUGCAGGCUAGCGACGACCUCUCCAGAGUCAUCAACUCGUACAAGUCCAUAGUGGAGGGUUUGCCGAUCAACGGAGACAAUUUGCCCGAAGCGACAGACACGUUGAUCGAUCUUGCGGCCGUGGACCCAAACCCUCCCCAGCCAGCCGCCCCCAUCCCGCUGUCUGGCGACCUGUCUGACAUCUUGGUAGGGCCGUGCUUCCCCGCCUUGCUCCCGCCUCUCAACAGACCACUGGCCGGUCAGUCGCCGGCCGACAAGGCUUCAGACGCGCUUUCGCUUCUUGACAACGAGCUGCUGUCUUUAGGACUAAAUGAUGACUCCACAUUCCUCAGCGACCAAUCCAAACCAAAGCUGAAUGAAGCAUCCAAUCAGUGGAGUUCUUUGCAGGCCCCUGGAUUGAGUACAGAUUUGUUGGGAAGUGCCGCAAGUCCAGGUACACUUUUGCCCUCAGCGGAAGUGCCCGUGACCUCACUCCAAAAUCUACAAGACUUAGCUAUGAUGAGUUUCUCGGAUCAUAAGAGUCCAGUGACGGUGGGAAGCAGUUUUGCGGCGAUGUCGAGCUCCACUUCUGCAGCCUCCGUUUUGCCCGGCUCUCCUGCCUUGACGCAAGCCAAGACACAAAACCUGGCCUCGGUCCCGGGUAGUCCGCUGUUCCGCUCCCUUUCCCCAGCCCACCCUAGCCUCCAGGCCCCACAGAUGUCCCUAAGCAACGUCCACGUUCCCCUGGAGGCCAUCAGACCCAGUAAAGUGCUACCGGUCACUGCCUAUGACAAGGACGGCGUUCGGGUUUUGCUCAACUUUGCUUCCGAAUCUCCACCCGGCAGACCCGACGUAUUGGUCAUGGUUGUGUCCAUGCUGAAUACGGCGCCACUCCCUGUUCACGGGGUAGUACUGCAAGCUGCUGUACCAAAGUCAAUGAAAGUCAAGCUGCAGCCUCCCUCUGGUACUGAACUGGCCGCGUUUAACCCCAUCCUGCCCCCGGCUUCCAUCACACAAAUCAUGCUGCUGGCCAAUCCGGCAAAGGAAAAAGUGCGGCUGCGCUACAAGCUGGCGUUCACGCUUGGGGAUGUUCUGCGUAACGAGGUGGGGGAAGUGGACCAGUUCCCCCUGCCAGAGGCCUGGGGACGUCUAUAG
Messenger RNA from Nerophis lumbriciformis (worm pipefish), 1971 nucleotides. Lineage: Eukaryota; Metazoa; Chordata; Actinopteri; Syngnathiformes; Syngnathidae. The record is from RefSeq and is a predicted model, not a curated record.